AUGGCGCUGGAGCAUGUGCGAGAAAUCUACGACGGCGUCAUCGACUUUUCAUUCGUCUUCCGUGACGGCAGCAGCGUCUGUGGCCCUGCCGUCGUCGGCGUAGAGGCAGCUGACGUCUACCACAACGACGCGCCGACUGUGUUCAUUGGCCCAGGAUGCAGUCUGGCUGUGGAACCUCUGAGCUACAUGGCAGCCAAGUGGAAUAUCCCCGUCAUCACCCCCGCGGGCUCCGCAGGAAUCCUGGCAGACAAAACCCUGUUCAAGACCCUCACCAGACUUUCAUUCGGCAUGCAGGAAUACGCGGAGAUGUACCUGUACGUGCUCAACAUGUACGGCUGGAAGCACGUGGCUCUCGUCUACGACAAGGACGACGUCUUCUCCGGCAUCAUUGGCGCAACCUUCUACAACAUCUUCAGAUCGACUGACCUUGCGCUUGCUCAUCAUCCCGUUAGGUCAAGGUCGUUUGGUGAUGAGGAGUAUCGGGAAGUUUUACGGAAAGCGAACCAGGAAGCUAGAGUGUUCAUAGUCUUGGCAGCCCCCGACACCACCCGGAAGCUGCUCCUUCACGCGCAUGCGCUGGGAUACACGACUGGACAGCAUGUUUUCCUGUCAACUAUUCCUGUCGACAAGAAGUUGGAUAUUUGGCAGAGGAAUGAUGAACACGAUGAGAUCGUUAAAGGGGCUUGUCAAUCCACUGUAUUCAUCGCCCUGAGUGAGAGCUUCGACCUGGACUACGUCACAUUCAAGAGGAACAUCGUGAACAGAGCUUUGAGAGACUACAACCUGGACUUCGGGAAAACCGAGCCAACCAUACUACUGACUGGAUUCUAUGACGCAAUCGUGAUAUAUGCUGACGUCAUCAACGAGACCUUGGCCCAGGGAGGUGACCCCACUGACGGAAUUGACGUCACGCGUCGAAUGUGGAACAGAACCUUUAACGGAAUUGGCGGUCGGGUUUCCAUCAACGACAACGGCGACAAAUACACCGACUUCAUCUUGUUCGAUAUGCAGGAUACAGCUAAUGGGAUGUUUGAGGUUGUGGGCGAGUACGAUGGCCGAACCAAGACGUUCAGCUUCAGACCUGGGAUGUCGAUCAAGUGGGUGGGCUCCGGUCCGCCACCGGAUGUACCUGAAUGUGGCUUCCGGGAAGAUAGGUGCGCAGUAACAGGUCAGUAUCGACAUGAACGCGCAGGUCAACCAGCAGACGCCAUUCUUCUUCCCAUAAAAGUCGUGCAAACACGUUAA
Messenger RNA from Haliotis rubra (blacklip abalone), 1245 nucleotides. RefSeq names its product atrial natriuretic peptide receptor 1-like. Lineage: Eukaryota; Metazoa; Mollusca; Gastropoda; Lepetellida; Haliotidae. Gene Ontology annotation, cellular component: membrane. Gene Ontology annotation, molecular function: peptide hormone binding; signaling receptor activity. The record is from RefSeq and is a predicted model, not a curated record. The transcript has 8 exons. The coding region runs from base 1 to 1245 and encodes 414 amino acids.